Messenger RNA from Drosophila biarmipes, 590 nucleotides. RefSeq lists its product as uncharacterized. NCBI's taxonomy places the organism in Eukaryota, Metazoa, Arthropoda, Insecta, Diptera, Drosophilidae. The record is from RefSeq and is a predicted model, not a curated record. Gene Ontology annotation, molecular function: DNA binding. The coding region runs from base 1 to 429 and encodes 142 amino acids. The transcript is spliced from 3 exons.
AUGUUUUUGUGCCGUCACUAUCAAGAAAACAAGCAAAGAAGAGGAAUAAAACAAUCGAUUGGUGGUGCGCUGCACCAGGUGCAGGGGACGGCAGAAAGAUUCCUGAUGCAAUCAACAAAGGAAAACUGUGACGCUCCUUCUCCAAAGAGGAAAAGAGAAACUUCUAGUGUUUGGCAGCAUUUUAAGAAAACAGCGGACAAGGCAAAGGCUAUUUGUACCCACAGCGGAAAAACUUUGAAAACAGGAGGCAACACCACAAACUUGAUGGAUCACCUCAAACGUAUCCAUCCGAAUUACAAAGAGGAGAAUACCUCGGAUUCAUCAAAGUUGAACGUGUUCCUGCAAUGUGGAGUAUGCAAGUGGAGUAUGUGGAGUAUGCGUAAGAUUCGCAACAAAAAAAAAAGCUGGAUAGGUACGUCAUGCUUAUGAUAGCAAAAGAUGUUCAACCUUUUAGCAUGGUUGCUGACGAAGGCUUUCGUGACCUUAUGAAACAAAUGGACCCAAAGUACAAUCUGCCGAGCCGCAUAUACUUCCGCGACACAAUGCUCCCCAAGUUGUACGAUGAAAUAAAACUAAAUCUUGAAAGCGAA